UGAGAAAUGCCAUCACACCAUCAACACUUUCUUCCAAACUACACAUAAUUCUGAUCAGAUCAGAUCUUUUUUCUGGGACAUAUGAUUAAUGAUUUAACACAGAAAGAAAGAAGUUUCACUUUUCAAUAUUCCAAGUGCCCCUAAAACUGACAAACCACCCAUAUGUUGACUGUAUAACGUUGCAUGAUAUAAAAACACAAAUGCUUCCAUUAGUAGUAUGGCAACAGUUUUGGAUACAUAUCGACUCGAGGGAUUGCUACUGACGUUUUUAUUCGUUUUCCCCCCACAGAAUUGUCUGAAUCUUCUAACAAACAAUUAACAGAUCCCACAUGCGUUCUCAUUUUGUUCUCCGGAGGGACGAACUCUCCGUUCCGCUCAUUGUUUUUGUCACAACAAGAGCGUGAAAUCCGCACCUCAGAUGGUCUGACGGUGCUCUCAAGCACUCCACUGACCUACAUAACAACAGCAUAUGGGUGGAAAGGUCGACACUAAAGCAAGCAUCGGAGUCCUGUACGGUUUGGGAAGUUAUUGAUCAGGAGCCGGUUGAUUUAUUUGGGUAAUGUAAGCAGUGCAGAUGGUGAUGGACGCGCGCGCUGCAGCAGUGCUGCCAUCGCACUGCUGUCCUCUGUGUGAUCGAUAAUGUAGCAUAACAUCAGGCAGGAUAACGGACUUUAUCUAACCACUUCGGAGGAGUCGCGGUCUAAGCCGCAUUUCGGUGGCUAAAACAUCGUCUCAAAGGAACUAAACCGAGAAAUUCAAGCGACGUCGGGAGAUUUCUGUGAGCUGGAGUGCGAAAAGCGGACUGAACAAAAACGGCAAUCGAACAACGGAGCUCCUCAUAAUUAUUUACCUCAGAGACACUACAGAUAAACACCAAAAACCAUGUCAGUAGAUAAAACAUGCUCCCGCUCUUCGCUAUUUGUUUCCACGGGGACGCGAGGGUCGACAGGCCGCUGACCGUCACAAGGGGGAGCCGGACGGGAGAUCUGCGGAGGGCUUUUUUGAACACAGUAUUAUCAGAGUUCACCUACGAGGGACCAUGUUGUCCAUCUUAGCGGCGGGGUCGGUGUUCUUCCCGGGCCUUUUCCUGUUGUCCAAGCACUGUCUCAAAUCCAUCCCUGGACUGCGGUGGAGUGAGGGCGAUGCCGUCAUCGUUUCAGCCAGGUUGGUGUCAUCCAUCCAAGCUAUUAUGGCUUCUACGGCUGGUUACAUCAUCUCCUCAUCCUGUCAGGACAUCAUUGAGGACCAACACUGGCUGACCUGCUCCUACAUAUGGUUUGCUGUGCCGUACUUUGUGUAUGACAUCUACGCCAUGUUCCUGUGUUACUGGCACAAGUUCCAGGUCAAAGGGCACGAGGUGGACAACGGCUCCAAAUCCAAGGCUAUGGCUGUCAGUGGCUAUCUCCGGCGAGAGUUCCUCAUGAUCUUACAUCACGUUGUCAUGGUCACCGCUUGCUUCCCCAUCUCUGUGUUCUGGAGGCAGGGAAAGGGCGAUUACUUCCAGGGUGUCAUGUUCAUGGCUGAACUCAGCACACCGUCCGUCUGUCUGGGAAAAAUCCUCAUCCAGUACAAGCAACAGCACACACUUCUUCACAAAGUGAAUGGAGCUGUUAUGCUGAUCACUUUCUUCCUCUGUCGAGUCCUUCUCUUCCCCUAUCUCUACUACGUUUAUGGAAGGUAUGCCUCUAUUCCCUUCUACCGGGUUCCUUUUGAGGUGCCCUGGCAGUGUAAUCUCGGAGCGGCUCUCCUCAUGGCCCCGCAGCUCUACUGGUUCUCCCUGAUCUGCAGGGGGGCACUGCGCCUGUUUACCGGCCGAUCCUCGCGCUCCCGCAAACCGACGGCUCCGGUCAAGCCCGAUUACGAAGGACAUGAGCCAAUGACUCAGUCGGCCAAUGGAUACAGUACACAGAUGGUGGGUCGGGACACACCCACAAUGUCUCACUGAGGGGAGGAGCUUAUGCAAAUGAGACUAAGCUAAGAAGAAAGGGGAUUGGAUGAACACAAUGAUGAAGAGACUGAGCAGAAGGGCAGGUUGCCAAGGAAGUACAAGAGUGAUUAAAGAGGUACUGAAAUAGACUAGACGCCCUGUAAUGAAUUACAGAACAGCAUUAUGUUUAGUUACAGGGUUUGUGUACUGUAUAUAAGACAUGCUUUAGUAGAUCAAGGGAAGCUAUGGUGAAAAAAAUCAGUGGAAGUGUCUACACAACGGCCAGAUGUGCGUCACAUCACAAAUGAGGCAAUAAGUGCAAAUUUUAUGCGAGAACAUUUCUGAACCAAGAGAAGCACUUUUUGUUUGAGGCACUUUGAAGGGGUCGUGGAAUGUCAAACUGAGGUCUCGUGCCUGAGGUCUGUUCUUUGCAUAUAUUAUUGUAGUGUUGCAGAUGCAUCAUUCAUAGAAAAGUCCUUGACUAUUAUAUUUAACACUGGUCUACAAUGAGCAAGCCAAGCUUUAAUGUCUCUAGAGAGUUCGGUCGAAAGGCCUCUUGUUCGGUUUAAAGGGACAGUUCACCCAAAAAUGAACUUUUAUUUUAUUAGUGAAACACAAAUUUGAGAUGUUAGGCAGAAUGUCUGAGCUGCUCUUUUCCAUACAGUGAUUUAUUUUGUUCCAAAAUGGGAAAAACACCAUAAAAGGAUCAUAUAUACUACCGUCCAAAAGUCUGAGGUCAAUACGAUUAAAAAAAAAAGAAAAAAGAAAUUAAUACUUUUAUUGAGCAAGGACUCAAACUUUCAAGAAAUGUCAAACUUUUGAACGAUAGUCUAAGUAUAUUAAAAUUCAGGCCGAUAUGAUAAGACAAUAAUUAUUUUCAUGAUAUGGCUGAUAUAAUUAGGGGUCAAGCACCGAAGGUGCAUAGGCACCUCUUGUAAUCCUUUAUGUUCUUAUUAUUAUUAUUCUGUUUCCGUUCCUUCUGCUCUGUGGGAAAGUUAUGAAAUUUGGAACACUGAUAGAUGACUGACCCAACUUUAACUUCACCAAUUUUGGAGUCUCUAACUCAGUCUCUCUAGCGCCAUCACCUGUCCAAAUUUUCAAUCAUGUCAAGGUUAGAGACGAAAUGAUGCUUAUGACCUCAUUUUCCGUCAUAAAAUUUUCCUGCCAUUUUGAAUUUUGCGACGAACCUACUUUUUCGAACUCAUCCUUGAUGAGUUCGAAAUGGGACAUGAGCUGAUUGUCCCAAUGGGACAUGAGUUUGUCCCAUUUUCACCAAAAUUAAACAACAUAAUCUUCAGACCAUGCUGGCAAAAAGUUACGGAAUUUAAGUUGAUUCAUGAAACAUGAAACUCGCAAACAAAUUUUACAUUUCAGGCCAAACUUGGUACAUGUCAUCACAAGCAUGAUCUGAGGCAACAUGCUGCGUUUCGGCUUCAGGGCGACACGCCGAUAUCCAAUUUUUCCACAUCGACCAUUUUGGGCGUCGGCCAUUUUAAAUUUUGUACUAAAAUGCUGUAUUUUACGAACGCAUUAUCGUAUCGUUACGAAACUCAGUAUGGGUCAUCAGCACGAUGCCCUGAAGGAGCCUGAGAAGUUUCAAGCCUAGUAGUAAAAUCAUCUUAAAAUGUCGUUACUUGCUUUUUAUUGCAGUUGGUCUGACGCUCCCAGCCAUGCUAGCAUGGCCUAUCGUGCUCUUUGUGCUUGGCCCCAUUAAUUGCUGCUUGCAGCUAUAUUUCUAUACUGUUUUUUUAAAUAAAUAAAAAAUACUAAAGACUAUAAUCAACCUUUUUGAAUGUAAAAGUGAAUUCACAACCUUAUAAUAUACGGCAUGAAAAACGGAUAUACAUUUUGUUCCUAAAAUAUCAUAUGGCUUCAGAAGACUGGAAUAUAGAGCAUAAAUCACUGUCUGUUUGGAUGGAAAACAGAAGAUUUUUUACCUAAUAUCUACUUUUGUGUUCUGCAGAAGAAAGAAGCAUGAGGUUGGAACAACAAUAAAUGAUUCAUUUUCAUUUUUUUGGUGAACUAUUCCUCAACCAGAGCUGAUCAAAUGAAAAAACCCCAUCAAAUGUAAUUAAACCCUGUCUGUCAGAGAAAGAGGCAGCUCAGGGUUUGGGAAUGUAUACAUGCUCAGAAAACAAGCGUUACAUGUAAAGGAAAGUAGCUACCUUGAAUGUUCUCCGAUUCGACCUGUGAUCCACUGUAAGGUGGCUUUAAACGCAUUUUCCCAGGAAAAUGUUUAACAUUAGUAGUUAGCUUUACAAUGUCCCUAGUAUAACCUCUUUAAACAAAGACCCAAGUCCUGAAACCCUGCAUAUGUUUUAAAAGGACAUGAUCAAAUAUAUAUUAAGCUGCCUUAUCCCUAUGGAAACUCUGACAACCUUAUUCCUGAUUUUUUUUUUUUCUCUUUACUUUUGGCCAGAGGUGAGUUUCCUCCAAACAAAUGUGAUACUUUACAUAGUCAAUGUGAAAUUUAUUUGCACUUUAUUCAUUUUGUUGUCUUCGAAGCCAUUUUGUUCGUCUCACAGGUAAAUGUUCCUAAUUUAUUGUGUUUUUUGGAAGGUAUUUUGAUUCCUUUUUAGCCUGUCAGUCUCAGGUUUUUGUUUGUUAAUGGGUCACUCAAGCUAUCUAAUCUCUGUCUAGUCAUAAAUCAAGGAUUCAUUUGCAGAUGAAUUUGGCCCAGUAUGUUUUAUUUAAUAACACAGCAUUCAAGCGCUUGCAAGUUCAACCCGUGCCACUUAUCAAACAGAAAUGAAUGACAUUGCAAAGUAUCUGCCACAAGACCUGUUUCUGAAGCUUACUUAUACUUAAAAUGACUGAAUGCUGAUUGAAAUUUAUAUAAUGAAAAAAAAAAAACAUACAGGUGCAAAAUGUCUAUUGCGCUGAAUUGGGUAUAUGACUUUGCAUGUGUAUAUUCCAUCUUUGUCCCUUGUGAACCCUCUAUAAUGUACCAGUUCAACGUGCACCAAUAUCCAAACUAUUUAAUCCUAGUGAACUGCAACGACUGCUUUUGAUGGUUUUCUUUGAGAGCAUCUAUGUUUUGGUUGGUUUAACUUCUGUUGUUUUUCCCAUAUGUAAACCUGUUUAACCUGUUAACAUGAGUACAAAUGAAAGCACUGUUGUGAUUCAAUCUCAUUGCAGAAAUAUACUCUUGUCUCAU
This is a messenger RNA of Ctenopharyngodon idella (grass carp), 5084 nucleotides long. It is a transcript of the gene tlcd3bb, whose product is annotated as TLC domain containing 3Bb. The record is from RefSeq and is a predicted model, not a curated record. Gene Ontology annotation, biological process: ceramide biosynthetic process; lipid homeostasis. The transcript is spliced from 7 exons. Gene Ontology annotation, cellular component: membrane; endoplasmic reticulum. Gene Ontology annotation, molecular function: sphingosine N-acyltransferase activity. The coding region runs from base 1040 to 1945 and encodes 301 amino acids. Lineage: Eukaryota; Metazoa; Chordata; Actinopteri; Cypriniformes; Xenocyprididae.